AAAAGGUAUCUUUAGUUUAGGCCACCAUAUAUAUUAGGUUAUGCGAGACUGCAGUUUUAUCUUCUUCUGCCACAGUUUCACCGUGUCUCAGCAAGCUGCAGAAGAAGCAGUUGCACGCUCAAUUCACCAUUGUCGACGUGGAAACUUGAGAUGCCGCCCCCGACGCGCCUCCACGAGCCACCACCUCCGCCGCCGUGCCUCGUUGCUUCCAACACUCCGUUAAAUUUGUUAUCUAUAAAACGUCCCAACACUUUUUUGCCCUAUACAGCCGAAUCCUUCACAAGAAUUACGUUAAAGAGUAAUGGGUUUCGCUAUUAUUCUCAUCCCCCGUCAUCCAAUCCAACAGUCGAUAUAGAUGUGGAGAAAACUGAUUCUGCUAAAUUGAAGCAAAAAAUUGAGGCCCUCGGAGUAAAGUUCGAAUCUUGUACGCCUGGGCAGUUUGAUCUCUUGUAUUGUCCUAAGUGCAAAGGGGGGCUAUCGGUUCAGAGAACUCUGUCAUUUCACAUAAGCCGAAGUUGGAGUUAUGCAAUAUGGAGGUGUUUUGAUCUACAAUGUGGAUGGGCAGGCCAGGUCUUUGCAGACAACGAUAAAGAAAAUCCUCGUGCUAACCGGGAAAGUCCGAGGCUUGAACCUUUGGAUGAUGAGUUGCUUGGAUACUUUGCUGAAAGAAUGAUAUCAAAGGAAACACUGCAGAGAAAUAAUGUUAUGCAAGUUGCUGGCAGUAGGAAAAUCAUUGCUUUUCCGUAUAGACGAAAUGGACAGCUUGUUGGCUGCAAAUACCGGACUCUUGAGAAAAAGUUCUGGCAGGGGAGAAAUACGGAGAAAAUGUUGUAUGGGAUUGAUGACAUUGUAGAUGCAGACGAGAUCAUUAUUGUUGAGGGUGAGAUUGACAAGCUAUCAAUCGAAGAAGCUGGUUAUUGCAAUUGCGUUAGUGUUCCUGGCGGUGCACCACAGACAGUCUCACUCAAUGGAAUACCAUCACAAGAGAAGGACACCGGCUUUCAGUACUUGUGGAACUGCAAAGACUAUUUCCAAAAGGCAUCUCGUAUAAUCCUGGCAACUGAUGGCGAUACACCCGGCCAAGCUUUAGCUGAAGAGCUUGCUCGUCGUCUUGGGAAAGAAAGAUGCUGGCGUGUACAUUGGCCGAGGAAAGAUGAGAUCAGCUCGUUCAAAGAUGCAAACGAGGUUCUAAAGAGUCUGGGUGCAGAUGCUCUUAGAGUUGCAAUUGACAAAGCAGAGUUUUAUGAGAUGCAUAAUUAAGAGUAAUCAGGUGUAGCUAUAAAUGAACUUUGUAUAAGCCAGGUUUUGAUUGUGUGAGGAUGAUUCAUCCUGGUAUUUUAUAUAUUUUAUAUAUUUUAUCUAUAAA
Molecule: messenger RNA, 1366 nt
Organism: Salvia miltiorrhiza (redroot sage)
Lineage: Eukaryota; Viridiplantae; Streptophyta; Magnoliopsida; Lamiales; Lamiaceae
Product: primase homolog protein-like
Exons: 13
Coding region: 151-1260 (369 amino acids)
Molecular function (GO): 5'-3' DNA helicase activity; single-stranded DNA binding
Source: RefSeq, a predicted model, not a curated record